CGGCAUCCAGCUUGCGGGGUCAGCAGUGACGCCCUGGCCAUCCGCCCAGGCUGCUCACGGACUGGUGAAGCUCAAAGCUAAGAGAGCCAAGGUCCCUCCAAGCCAGACCGGCCAGGAAGGAAGAUGUGUUCGCAGGGGGAUGAGGGCUAUCGUCUCCUGAAAGAAUAUGCCAGCGGCUUCAUGGUCUCCCAGGUCCUCUUUGCUGCCUGUGAGCUGGGGGUGUUUGAGCUCCUGGCCGCGGCCCCGGAGCCCCUGGGCUCGGCGGCAGUGUCUGCACGGCUGGGCGCCAGCCCCCGGGGGACAGAGCUGCUGCUGGACGCCUGUGUGUCCCUGAAGCUGCUGCAAGCGGACGUGAGCGGAGGGCAAGCUGUGUAUGCAAACACAGAGCUCGCCAGCACCUACCUGGUCAGAGGCAGCCCCAGGUCCCAGCGGGACAUGCUAAUGUACACGGGCAGGACCACUUACGUCUGCUGGGGCCACCUGGCCGAGGCGGUCAGGGAAGGGAGGAACCAGUAUCUGAAAGCCUUCGGAAUCCCGUCCGAGGAGCUCUUCUCUGCCAUCUACAG
Molecule: messenger RNA, 566 nt
Organism: Odocoileus virginianus texanus
Lineage: Eukaryota; Metazoa; Chordata; Mammalia; Artiodactyla; Cervidae
Source: RefSeq, a predicted model, not a curated record